This is a messenger RNA of Glycine soja, 1829 nucleotides long. RefSeq names its product probable receptor-like serine/threonine-protein kinase At5g57670. The record is from RefSeq and is a predicted model, not a curated record. Lineage: Eukaryota; Viridiplantae; Streptophyta; Magnoliopsida; Fabales; Fabaceae. Gene Ontology annotation, molecular function: protein kinase activity; ATP binding. The coding region runs from base 340 to 1482 and encodes 380 amino acids. The transcript is spliced from 7 exons. Gene Ontology annotation, biological process: protein phosphorylation.
UAGGGUCACCUCAUUCUACACGCACCAAAAUUGCCACCCUUUUAAUCCAUCUUUCUUUGUUUCUCUGCACAGCAUAGGCCAAGUUUUCUUCUUUAGAAAAAGCAUGGAUAAACGAGACAAAGCAUUUAAGCUCCUCUAACGGUCCCUCCCUAGUACAUGGCACUUGUUCACGCCACACCUUUCAACCAAACCAAACCAAAAUAAAACCUACGAGUGGUGUCUCUAUGUUUGUGAGACCCAAACGCGGUCUUACUUCUUCUUCUUCUUCUUCACUUGUCCUCUGUUUUGAAUUGCUCUGCUCUGCAUGAAACAGAGUCCCCUGUUGGAUUGUUCAUUGCAAUGAGGUAUAUUCGGAGCAACAGCUUCAAGAGGUUCUUCUCAUUCAGAAGACGCAGUUCAAGGGAACAGAUUCUGAGUCCCAACAGUAAGGGUGAAGGAAACAAUGAGAUUCUUCCGCAUGAAGAAGAACCUUCUCGAAGACCCUCUUGGAAGUGCUUCUCUUAUGAAGAGUUGUUUGAUGCCACCAAUGGCUUCAGCUCAGAAAAUUUGGUGGGAAAAGGAGGGUAUGCAGAGGUUUACAAGGGAACAAUGAAUGGUGGUGAGGAAAUUGCUGUGAAGAGACUCACAAGAACUUCGAGGGAUGAGAGAAAGGAGAAAGAGUUUUUGACAGAGAUUGGUACAAUUGGUCAUGUGAACCAUUCCAACGUUUUACCUCUUUUGGGGUGUUGUAUUGAUAAUGGUCUUUACCUUGUUUUUGAGCUAUCUUCCAGAGGUUCUGUUGCAUCUCUUAUUCAUGAUGAAAAAUUGCCUCCUCUAGAUUGGAAAACGAGACAUAAGAUAGCUAUUGGAACUGCACGUGGCCUUCACUACUUGCAUAAGGAUUGCAAGAGGAGGAUAAUCCACCGGGACAUCAAGUCUUCAAACAUUUUGUUAACAAAGGAUUUUGAACCACAGAUAUCUGAUUUUGGCCUAGCAAAAUGGCUUCCAUCUCAAUGGACUCAUCAUUCAAUUGGCCCUAUAGAAGGGACAUUUGGACAUUUGGCCCCAGAGUACUACUUGCAUGGUGUUGUGGAUGAGAAGACAGAUGUGUUUGCCUUUGGUGUGUUCAUGCUAGAAGUAAUCUCUGGCAGAAAACCAGUGGAUGGGUCUCACCAAAGCUUACAUAGCUGGGCUAAACCAAUUUUGAACAAGGGUGAGAUAGAAGAGUUGGUGGAUCCAAGGCUUGAAGGGGCUUAUGAUGUGACACAGUUAAAGAGAUUUGCCUUCGCUGCCUCUCUUUGCAUUCGGGCAUCUUCAACUUGGCGACCUACCAUGAGUGAGGUAUUAGAGAUAAUGGAGGAAGGAGAGACGGAUAUAGAGAAGUGGAAAAUGCCAGAGGAAGAAGAAGAACAAGAGGAGGAGUUCUGGGGUUUUGAGGAUCUGGAAUAUGAAUAUGACAGCUCCUUUUCAAUGUCUUUACUUGACUCCAUUGGAAGUACUUAAUUAGGAGUUACAUCAUUACAUGCCUUUUUCAAUUGCUUGUAUAUAUACAAAUUUCAUAGAGAGGAGUUCAUGUGGCUAUGCUACUCCUAUCUAAUCAAAUCAAAUCUCUAAUAACAUUUUUUUUCACUUUUUUUUUUAUGGAUGUGAAAUAAUUAUUGUAAUUGAACUCCAUUAUGUCGGCAACACCAGAGGAAAUGACCCAGCAAGGUUGUUUCAAUUUCACUGAUAAUCUGGUUUUGUAAAACAAGGCAGAGAUAAUUGGGUCCAAUAGGUCCACUCAGUGCAAUUUUUCUACACGAUGUGACUAGACUAGCAAUAAUAUGAGGUUUAUAAGUCGUUUAGAUAGA